Messenger RNA from Hipposideros armiger (great roundleaf bat), 1535 nucleotides. RefSeq names its product HSPA (Hsp70) binding protein 1 (gene HSPBP1). Gene Ontology annotation, cellular component: endoplasmic reticulum. The record is from RefSeq and is a predicted model, not a curated record. NCBI's taxonomy places the organism in Eukaryota, Metazoa, Chordata, Mammalia, Chiroptera, Hipposideridae. Gene Ontology annotation, molecular function: adenyl-nucleotide exchange factor activity; protein binding.
AGGAAGGGUUCGUUUGGUUUGAAGGAAGGAAAGGGGACAGUGGUUAAACGGUGGGCAGAGUGGUUUGGUGUCAUGGGCGGGCGCCGAGCUCUCCUAAAACGCCACCUUCUCAGCAGACCCCCAGGAGUCGACCCGCCAGGACGCCAGAGCUACCUCAGCGGUGACCAUACCCGGCCAACACCUUCUUCCCUUCUUCACAAACAGCUCAUGGCGGACCAAGGCUCGGGGGGCAGCCGCCUCCCCCUGGCACUGCCCCCAGCUUCCCAGGGUUGCUCGUCAGGGAGCGGUGGCUCCUCUGCGGGGGGCUCGGGCAAUCCCCCUCCCCCGCGCAACCUCCAAGGCCUGCUGCAGAUGGCCAUCACGGCGAGCUCUGAGGAGCCAGACCCCCCUCCAGAACCCAUGAGUGAGGAGAGGCGCCAGUGGCUACAGGAGGCCAUGUCAGCUGCCUGCCGGGGCCAGCGGGCGGAGGUGGAGCAGAUGAAGAACUGCCUCCGAGUGCUGUCCCAGCCCAUGCCUCCCUCAGCCAGGGAGGCUGAACUGGCCUCGGACCAGCAGGAGCGUGAGGGGGCCCUGGAGCUGCUGGCUGACCUGUGUGAAAAUAUGGACAACGCUGCAGACUUCUGCCAGCUGUCAGGCAUGCACCUGCUGGUGGGCCGGUACCUGGAAGCGGGGCCCGCGGGCCUGCGGUGGCGGGCAGCUCAGCUCAUUGGCACAUGCAGCCAGAACGUGGCAGCCAUCCAGGAGCAGGUGCUGGGCCUGGGUGCCCUGCGCAAGCUGCUGCGGCUGCUCGACCGGGACCCCUGCGACUCGGUGCGCGUCAAGGCUCUCUUCGCCAUCUCCUGCCUGGUCCGGGAGCAGGAGGCUGGGCUGCUGCAGUUCCUCCGCCUAGAUGGCUUCUCUGUGUUGAUGCGGGCCAUGCAGCAGCACGUGCAAAAGCUCAAGGUUAAGUCAGCAUUCCUGUUGCAGAACCUGCUCGUGGGCCACCCGGAACACAAAGGGACCCUGUGCUCCAUGGGGAUGGUCCAGCAGCUGGUGGCCCUCGUCCGGACAGAACACAGCCCUUUCCAUGAGCACGUGCUUGGAGCCCUUUGCAGCCUGGUGACAGACUUUCCCCAGGGCGUGCGGGAGUGCCGGGAGCCAGAGCUGGGCCUGGAGGAGCUCCUCCGCCACCGCUGCCAGCUGCUGCAGCAGCAUGAGGAGUACCAGGAGGAGCUGGAGUUCUGUGAAAAGCUGCUACAGACCUGUUUCUCCAGCCCAACGGAUGACAGCAUGGAUCGGUGAAACCUGGUUGCUUCUGGCCCCCUCUAUGUGGGCACCCCAGGCCUCCUGGCUCCCUCCCACCCAUGAGGCCCUCUCCCAAGGGAGAACAGGGCCUUGUUGGUGCCAGGCCGGGGCAUGCCAGCCCAUCUCUGCUCUGCCUAUAGGAGGGGCGCUGAGAAAGGCACCACCUCCUUGGACCCCACCUCAUGCUCUCACGCCAUUCCCCCAUUCUGUGUCCACACUGUCUUCCAAUAAAGGUAUUUCUUUCUCCUUCA